This is a messenger RNA of Pseudophryne corroboree (corroboree frog), 4004 nucleotides long. RefSeq lists its product as uncharacterized. NCBI's taxonomy places the organism in Eukaryota, Metazoa, Chordata, Amphibia, Anura, Myobatrachidae. Gene Ontology annotation, cellular component: external side of plasma membrane; B cell receptor complex. The transcript has 10 exons. The record is from RefSeq and is a predicted model, not a curated record. The coding region runs from base 27 to 1622 and encodes 531 amino acids. Gene Ontology annotation, biological process: T cell costimulation; B cell differentiation; immune response.
AUUGACAGAGCUUCCUGUAGAUAAAAAUGUUCUAUCUCUGUCUACAAGGAGACAUGCAGCGCGCUAUCCUGCUAAUGUAUUGCUACCAAGGGAUCAGCUGGACUUCAGGUUAUUUUUGUGUUCAUCAGCCAAAAGCUCUGACAGUGAUGGAGAAUGGGUCCAUCUACAUCGACUGUACAUUCACCUAUGAUGAGGACCCGGGGGAGUAUAUACAGUACAGAGUACAUUGGAGGAAGACAGAAGGACCAUACUGUGAGCUUUAUGAUGAGGAAAUCACUGAUGCAGCUGGGAAUGGUACCGGCCAGUAUGAGGGGAGAAUCUCCAGGGUGCAGGAUCCUGAUAACAAGCGGAGAGAAUCUCUCACUAUCACUGGGCUGACACCGUCGGAUGGUCCCAUCAUCUGCUGCACAGGGUCUGUAAUUAAUCUCUACACUAGCUACCAGUAUAGCUGGAGAAAUGAUUAUGGGACUUAUCUACAAUUCACAGGUGACAGGUCAAUAUCUCAGUUGGAUGAAUUAAUAGCUGUCCCAGGAGCAGAGGUCAUCAUCCCCUGUCAUUACCCGCAGGAGGUCACAGGGGAAGUAAAAAAGGUCACCUGGUGCAGAGGAAAGAGUGAGUUUUGCUCACAAGACACAUAUGAAUGCUACACCUCGGACCAGCGACACAGUGAUGACCGGUACUCACUGGUCAGUUUCCCCACAGAUGUCUCACUGCGCAUACACAGAUCUGAAAACUUGUAUUACACCCAUUACUGCUGCACUGUGACCACCAGCAAUAGAACAUUCACAAGCAGAACAAGCACAGAGCUGGUCAUUGCAGAUUCAUCGUCCUCCUCACCUUUUACUGUUAAGCAGCCAAAUAAUAUCACAGCUGACACAGAAGGUUCCGUGACUCUCAACUGCUCAUACAGACUUAUCAGUGGUUACAGAGAUAGGGAUAUCCUGUGGGUCAGUGCUUACUGGAGAGUGAACAGCACAAGUGGUCCUUACGUCUACCACCCCCACCAGGAUAUGGUCCAUCCCCAGUAUAAGGGAAGAACAGAGAUAACAGGAUUAGCGGAUCUCCAUAUACAGGGGGUGCAGGCAGAAGACAGCGCCACCUACUACUGCUUUCUGGUGAUCAAGCUGUGUGAAAAUAUAGAAACAUCACAACGCACGGCUACACAUGGAGAAGGAACCAGCCUGACCGUGAAAGGAAAUGUUCUAGAGAAAGAACUUAAUCUACUGAUCAUAGGUUCCGCCUCUGCCUUGGGCCUUCUGUUCAUCCUGUGUGUGAUCCUGAUCAUCUUGAUGGCAAAAGGCAUCCUGUGUAAGACGAAAAAAAGAAGUCCUGACCUGCAGAUGGAAAUCACUGAUCAACCAGAUAAAGAUGAUGGAACAUUUGAGGAAAUGCCAUAUUGUGAAAUUAGCCCUAAGAUUCCAGAACAAGAGCUGGCAGAUGGCAAUGCUGAUGUGAUGGGACAUGAAGAGAAUGAGGCAGGAGAGGCUAAGGUUGGAGAAGUGGAGGAGAACCUUGUCUAUGCCAAGCUGAACAAAAAGAAACUGGUUGAAAGAAAUCCAACGCAGGACCCAAUACAGAAUGAGGAGAUCAUCUACACGGGCAUCCUCAGCCCAGCUAACUAAUAUGAGCAAGAGAUGUAGACAUAGCCAUACCACAUAAUCUUCACUCCUAUAGACCAUCAAUUCAUGGUAUAGAGACAUAAAGCAGCUUGUAAAUGUAAAUAAUCUAUGGUAUAAACAUCACAGAAGAAGAAUGAUGAAAAGAGGGGUGGAUGAGAAUACCCCAUGGUAAUACCACCAGGCAUAUCUCAAUGCUGGUGUCCAGUUGGUGUAAUUUGGGUUACAGUGGCAUUGGAACCAUCUGACACUGUUGUUAUUAUUCCUUCGAGAUUUAAUUUAAAAUAAAUCUGAAUUUAACCAGGCCACUCACAGUGUAUGGGAUGAGAAGAAGACAACCAGCUUUAAUGUGACAUGCCACUAGCCCUAAAAACUGAACUUACAGAACAAUGUUUCUGCCUGGAUAAUAAUAGUGCCUAGUGAUGUGUGGCCACCCGUGGACUGUGUGCACUGUAUGUGGUACACAACAAGCAGUAUAGAGAAAUAAAGCAGUGGUUAGACAGCCCAAUAUCAGUUUAAAUGACUGAGGAUGCUACGGUACAAAUAUUUUUUAUUUUAAUGUAUACAAUAAUACCAGCUAAAUGGUGCAAUGCCCCAACGAGCAAUGCAAUAUUAAAUACUCAGAAAAACAAAUGAAUGCAUGGGAAAUCUAGGUGCCAUAUAACUGUUACAUCAUCGGAUGACUUACCCAAAUGUGGUCAGAUCUCCAAUGAAAGAGGAAGAGUAAUUCUCAUACAUUAGCUCUAUGUUUAAUUGUAUUCUACACAGUUUUAAUUACGUUGGCAAUUGGAACUAUUUUAGGGGGAGAUGUAUCAUAUCUUCUGAGGAUAUUUAGUGGGGAAAAUUGCCCACAGCAGCCAAUCAUUUUCUACAGUACCUGUCACUUUAUAGAAUGUUCUAGAUCAGUGGUUCUCAAACUCGGUCCCCAGGUCCUGUUUUCUAGGUCACCCAGCAGGUGCACUGUGCAUGGUUGCUAAGGACUAAUGGUUGCUAAGCGAAACAUCCACUUUUCCUCUUUAGAAGGUUUGGUAAAUCUCCCCGCAAGUCAUCUGUGAAACCGAGUGUUUUUGAGAAAUGACUGAGCUGUUAAAUAUCUGAGUGCAGGUUAUCUUGAUAUACUGGAUAUGCAUGAAUAAUAGAAACAAGUGUCUUAGAUGUUCAGCAUCGUCCCUUCCUACCAUUUCAAUGGGUGGUGUGAUUACCCUGCUGCAGGCACAGCUGUGUGAAGUUAAAACACGGUGGGCCUGUCGCAACUGCGUCUUCCCAUGCAGCGGUACUGUGAAAAUAUGCUUAUGCCACUGCCGCUGUGAUUUGUACAGACGCCCACCUCCAGCUUCUCUAGUCCACCACUUGUGUACAGAGGUGCACCAUCAGCAACAUCAGUAUCACAUCAGUAGCACCAUCAAACUUCUGACCAGACCUAUGCCAGCCAAUUGCAAAUGAAGAAGCUUUGAAAAAGCUGGGGGUAUCCCCGUGAAACGCGUCUGGCCUUCUGCACCCCCCACUCUCUCUUUCAUCAUUUGGACCACACCAAGCCCUCAGAGAACCUGGACCAGACCUCCAUUCUACAGAUAACCACAAGAGGUGGAUGUUUAAUUCUACAGCACGGUUUGAAAGUUUCCAGUUUAUCUACACCACCCCAAGGGAUCCAUACCAAAGUGCAAAUGCUGUUUAGUCACCUAUUAUCGUGAUUUUGUACAUUCCAAUUAUACUGGACCCAUGAACUUAGGGUGUAAUUCAGACCUGAUCGUAGAUGUGUGAAAAAACACAACUCUAUGAUCAAAUUCUUUGACAUGCGGAGGGGACGCCCUGCAUGCCAGAUACGGCCCCCCACCCCCUCCACAGACAUGCAAAAACAUUGCAUGGUGUUGAUGCUUUUGCAUGUUUCGAGUAGCUCUCUGCCUACACUGCUGCAAAGGCAGAUGGCUACCCGCUAUGUUAAGGGUCGCAGCGGCUGCGUGUGACGUCAUGCAGAUGCCGCAACCCGCCCCAGCAACAGUCCGGACACGCCUCCAUUGUCCAGACCAUGCCCUUUAAAUGGAGCGUCGAUGUCCCUUUCCCACCCCCCUCCAGGUCUUAAACUGCGUUCUGAAGAGAACGCAGUUUUGGACCUUGCACAUGUGCGUACCGGCGCAUGCGCAGAUGUGUAAAAAUCGCUUCAUAACGAUUUUCGCAAAUCAGCGACGGGGUGUGAAUUAGGCCCCUAAUCACUGAUGGUCAUACGAGGAACAGGAGAACUGUGCAUGGAGAGAUUACAUCUAUUUCUGUUAUAAGAGAGAGGGGCAGAUUCAUGUUUGUCAGGAGUAUUGAUUGUUUUUAAUACUCUUUUGUGAUGUAUUGUGCAAUUGCUUUUAAUCCAUUUUAUUAAAUACUGUAUUGAUCAUUUUA